AUGCAAUCAGAGUACGUUCAAGAGAGACUAGCGUCUUUGAAUAAGGUGGAUGAUAAACUAUGUUCUCUGUUGAAAGAGGUAUCGCAAAUGGUUUACACAUUUUCUGAACUGAAAAGAGGUAAUGAGACAUUGAAACCGAAUUUUAAUGAACAUAUUAAAGAGUUUUUUGAUACUCUUGAUUCUGCUACAUCAAGUCUGCAUAAAGAAAUUGAAUUGCUAGAUGAAAAUACAGGUACCAGGGUGUUACCAAUUAAUGUAAAUAAGAAAGCAUUGGGGCAGGAUACCGAGAAGAUGAAAGAACAGAUGCAAUUAUUGAAGGUACUACUUCAAUCUGACAAAUAG
Messenger RNA from Tetrapisispora phaffii CBS 4417, 342 nucleotides. It is a transcript of the gene MED11, whose product is annotated as Med11p. Gene Ontology annotation, cellular component: mediator complex. Lineage: Eukaryota; Fungi; Ascomycota; Saccharomycetes; Saccharomycetales; Saccharomycetaceae. The record is from RefSeq and is a predicted model, not a curated record. Gene Ontology annotation, biological process: regulation of transcription by RNA polymerase II. Bases 1 to 342 code for a protein of 113 amino acids. Gene Ontology annotation, molecular function: transcription coregulator activity. The transcript has a single exon.